AUGAUCAGCCAAAUGGCCGUUUCCUUCGAGGCAAAUCAAAGAAACAAAACAAAUUCAGAGUUUCAAACGUUGAAGAAGCAGAAGAAACUGUUUCAGUACCUACCCUCCCAAGUUAAUUCUCAACUUCAAAAACAACCGAUCGCCUUUAAAUCUUAUUGUAAAUUAAAAUUGAGUUUAUUGCUCUUCUUUUUGUUCUGCGUCUUCUUGGAAGUAGCAGAGAAGAAAAAUGGGAAUUUUAAGCACCUUCUUUGGAAUUGUCGGCUUUGGCAUUGGAAGUCUGGUGGGACUCUUGGUGGGUUUCUAUCUCUUCAUCUAUUCAGAGCCUGAGGAAGUGAAGGAUCCAGUUAUCAGGCCGCUGCAUGAAUUAGAUUCUAGCACUUUGCAAGGUCUUCUACCUGAAAUACCAAUGUGGGUUAAAUUUUCCGAUUUUGAACGAGUAGACUGGCUAAACAAGUUUCUCUUGGACAUUUGGCAUUACCUUGACAAGGCGCUUUGUUGUACAAUAAGAAACACGGCAGAACCUAUCUUCGCAGAGUACAUUGGGAAGUAUCGCAUUGAGGCAAUUGAAUUUGACAAGUUAAGUCUUGGAAGUCUGCCACCCAUAAUCUAUGGUCUAAAAGUUUAUGAGACUAAUGAGAAUGAAUUAAUCAUAGAACCGGCAUUUAGAUGGGCUGGCAAUCCCAACAUAGUUGUGGUUUUAAAUUUGUUGUCUCUAAGAAUUACGGUUCAGUUAGUGGAUUUGCAAGUAUUUGCAGCACCACGGGUUACUCUGAAACCUCUUGUGCCGACGUUUCCAUGUUUUGCAAGCAUUGUCGUGUCUUUAUUGGAGAAGCCACAUGUUGAUUUUGGAAUCAAAAUAUUGGGUGGGGACAUCAUGGCCAUACCAGGCCUCUAUCGGUUUGUUCAGGAGACCAUUAAAAACCAAGUUGCAAGCCUCUACCUAUGGCCUCGAACACUGGAAAUACCUGUUCUUGAUGCUUCAAUAGUGGCCAAGAAGCCUGUAGGGAUACUUCAUGUGAAGGUCGUCCGAGCACUGAAACUUUUGAAGAUGGACAUCUUGGGAAGUUCCGAUCCUUACGUCAAACUAAACCUUACUGAAGAUAAGUUGCCCGCAAAGCAAACCACUGUCAAGAUGAAUAAGUUGAAUCCUGAGUGGAAUGAGAAGUUCAGACUUAUUGUGAAAGACCCCCAAACUCAAGCUCUCGAGUUGCAACUCUAUGAUUGGGACAAGGUUGGCAGACAUGACAAAUUGGGAAUGCAGUUAGUUCCUCUGAAAGUGCUAACGCCCGGUGCGACAAAGGAAUUUGUGCUAGAUUUGGUCAAGAACACAAAUAUCAAUGAUCCUCAAAACAAGAAGCGUAGGGGGCAAGUUAUAGUGGAGCUUGCUUUUGUUCCUUUCAAAUCAGAAAGCAGUAAGCAUAAUGGAACUAGUAAUGGAUAUGGGAAAAGCGAAAGUGGAAAGUCAUUAGAGAGUGAUGAGUCCCUCAGCGGAGCUGGUGUACUAUCCAUUUUGAUCCAGGGAGCUGAGGACGUAGAAGGGGAGCAUCACAGCAAUCCUUAUGCUUUGCUUUGCUUUAGAGGAGAAGUAAAGAAAACUAAGAUGAUAAGAAAAUCCCGCAAUCCACUUUGGAAUGAAGAUUUCCAAUUUAUGCUUGAUGAGCCUCCUUUGCAUGACAAGAUUCGUAUCGAGCUCAAGAGCAAAAGCAGAGCCCUAAUCCGAGCAAAGGAAUCACUAGGAUACGUGGAAAUUAAUCUUGCCGAUGUGGUACACAACGGACGCAUCAAUGAAAAGUUCCAUUUGAUUGACUCCCACAAUGGAAGGAUACAUGCAGAGCUAAGUUGGACAAAGGCCUGAAAACUUGGGAUUAGAAAACAAUGCGUUGCAAGUAAUCUCACGUCUCGACUGACAUUUCCAAUUUGUUCCGACCGAUGAUUACGUGAUUAAAUGGAAGGAAGAGAAGAGGAGAGGGAGAGAGAGUUUUGAAUCUGUACAUUGUUUUGAUAUUUCAAUCGUUAUAGUAAAUAGGGUUUAACAUUUCUGUUUUCAUCCCAAUAAUUUUGAAGUAGAUUUGGGUGGUUUUGCUUUGGGUUAGAGUGGGCUGGAAGAGUACUCUUUUUAAAAUCAAAGUCCAAUUUCAAUUGUGCUAGCUA
This is a messenger RNA of Malus domestica (apple), 2151 nucleotides long. NCBI's taxonomy places the organism in Eukaryota, Viridiplantae, Streptophyta, Magnoliopsida, Rosales, Rosaceae. The record is from RefSeq and is a predicted model, not a curated record.